CUCCCUUGGACUAUAAUUUGCACAGAUACAGUUUUGAUUAGACUAGACCCUAAAUGAUUUACUAUAAUAACGAAUAGUUUACUAAAACUAUGUCAUAUCAUGUUGCCAGCACAAAAUCUGUUGGGUACAAGAGAAACCUGUUUGUUUUCCAUUAUAUGUCAGUACAAAGCGAAAGUGUGACAUUCAUGGUGAAGUUGGCCAAAUGGCCCACCUUAUUAAAUUUAGUGGACUUAAAUCUUGCUGUUUGUAGUAAUGACUGAACAGUAUAUCCUCUAGUUUGCAGUAGUAUAUUUUCAUCUAUGGUGGUUUUUUUCGUUGAAGGGGGUCUUGAAAUGAGGAUUCUGCACAUAAUUAUUUUAAUCACUUAAUUCGAUGCUUUGAAAAAAUGAGCCUGCCUUGUUGAAGUUAGAGCUUGUCUGUGAAAAAUCUGAUUUUGUGCUCAGUAAAGUACUAAUCUAUAUAGGUAUCCAGCUAAUUCGUUCAUUCGUGUACAAAGGAGGAAUAAGCUUUUUGCAUAGAAGUAGGAAAAAACUGAACCAUGUCUUUGUUUGGAAAAUUCAGCUAGAGAUAGUCAGAUUAGUAGAUUAAUUGGCGGAAUUUCAGAUGUUUGAUUGUUCUGUGCUAAAGCUCGUGCAGUUUUAUUUCUAGUGGUAUAUGAGGGGAACUAAGCUCUGGUUUCUGUGCACAUGGAUGACUAUGCCGAGGGAAGGUUUUUUCAAUGAGACUAAGAUUGUAAGAAAAUUUCAAUUGUGAUGCAUGAAACAAAAUUUCUUAUGGUGGGUGGGGAAACCCGAAUUUGCUUUUCCAAAUUAUGAAAAUUUGAGGAUGAAUUCUGUUUGUAUAGUCCAGGUUAGUUGUGGUAGGAUUUGAUGGGGAACCGAUUCUUGGUUUAGAGUAUACGGAGAAGGUAUGUAAGUUGAGGAGUAAGCUUGUCUAUAUUUGUUUGAGAAUCGCUGGUAGUUGAGAAAAACCCAGGUUUUGUUUUUGCAGAAUUCAUUACAGAAGCGUAAAAGUGGGUUAGCAAUAUGAAAGGAAAAUUACUGUUUUGGUUGUUCUGAAAGUUCCGAUCCUAAGUGUUUUAGGCAUCUUUGAUGGGUUUCAUGUAUUCCCAACUCUGCUACCAUCAGAAAGGAAGCUUGCCAUUCUAAUUGAAGGCUGAGCUUGUUAAUCUAAUUUGGUUCUGUGACGUCCAGUAAUACUACUGCUUCACCUUUCAUGCGGAUUAUUACAGUACUAAGAGUACCUCUAUUGCUAUGUCUUAGCUCUCUCUAGUUUUCCAUUAAACAAGCUAUCUUGGCAUGUUGGUUCUUCCAAAUUACUAUCAAAACACAUCUAUUUUGGCUUUCUGAUUUUUUCAAUUGAAAUUAAUGACAAUAAUCUGCAAGUUAUCAAGACACAAGCGUCUGGCUUGUCCUCUGAAACAAACACCUACAGUAAUGUCAAUGAAUCAUUUUCAGCCUCCCCGAAUUAUCAUUCAUCCAGUCUUGGUUUUGGCUGUUGCAUCCCUUGUGUGCAGCUUUACUCCAGCAUCCGCUUAUUCUUCUGCCCCUUUUAAUUGCUCUGAUACUACUAGUGUGUGCGAAUCCCUUAUUGCUUACAAGUUACAGUCCACUGAUACACUGUCAAAAGUUCAGUCCCUGUUUGAUGUUACUCUUGCAGAACUUACAUUUGAUCAAAGCUCAGCUGUUAAAGCUCAGUAUGCGUUUGUAAACAAGAGUUGUGGCUGCUUCCAAACUAAGAAACAAUAUCUGACUACAACUACAUAUACUGUCACGAAUAAUGAUGGGUAUUUGGCACCAAUGGUGGAGAGUGCUUAUGAAGGUCUUGCACAGUUGCCCAAUGCUUCUAGAAUUGCACACAUGGGAGCGGUGGUGACAGUGUACCUCCUUUGUGGCUGCUCGAGUGACGCUUCAAACUAUCUCAUGAGUUAUGUACUGCAAGAUAUGGAUACUCUUUCAUCAAUUGCCAGUAGAUUUGGAGUGAGCAUGCAAGAUAUCGAAACGGUGAACAAUAUCACAGACCCAAAUGUCCUUUCAACUGGAAAGGUUUAUUACAUACCGUUGAAUUCAGUUCCUGGAGUACCAUACCAUAAAGAAGAAGAAAUUUCUCCAACACCUUCUCCAGUUGCAGCUCCAUUGAAAGAAUUUUCAAAAAAUACCAAGAGUCGACUCUUUUGGGGAUGCUUAUUGGGGUUGAUAGGAAUUGCACUAGUUUUGAUUCUCACAGCAUCAUUGGUUUAUGCCUUAAGGCACAAAUUUGUCUGUUUUCAACAAGAAAAGAACAGUACAAGUAACAGUGCAGGACAUGAUGUUGAAAAAGCUCACUUCCUCUGUACUAUCAAAUCUCAAUUGUUUAUGGGAAGCUGUUUUUGUUGCCAUGGAGUGAAGAAUGGUCCCACUGACUUGAAUGAUGAAGAACCCACCGUGACAAAAGAUCUGAUGACUAGGAACUUCAAUGCGGACAAACCAAUAAUGUUUACAUAUAAAGAAGUUCUGGCUGUAACUAAUAAUUUCAAGGAUUCAGAACUUCUUGGAAAAGGUGGAUUUGCUUCAGUUUAUUAUGGAAUAUUACGAGAUCAGGAGGUUGCUAUUAAGAGGAUGAAAGCUACUAAAACAAAAGAAUUUCAAGUUGAAAUGAAAGUUCUUUGCAAAGUUCAUCACACCAACUUGGUAGAGCUGAUUGGCUUUGCAGCAAGUGAUGACGAGCUCUUUCUUGUCUAUGAAUAUGCACAUAACAGCUCAGUCUGUACUCGGCUUCAUGAUCCUCUCAGCAAGGGAUAUGCACCUUUGUCUUGGAACACCCGGGUUCAAAUAGCUUUGGAUGCGGCAAAAGGUCUUGAAUAUUUACAUGAGCAUACAAAUCCACAUUAUGUUCAUCGAGAUAUUAAAACUAGCAAUAUUUUGCUAGAUAACAACUUCAGGGCUAAGAUUUCAGAUUUUGGAUUAGCCAAACUCGUAGGGAAAACUGGUGAAGGUGAACCAUCGGUUACAAAGGUUGUGGGAACAUUUGGCUAUUUGGCUCCAGAGUAUUUACGAGAUGGACAAGCAACAAGUAAGAGUGAUGUCUAUGCCUUUGGAGUUGUGCUAUUUGAGCUUAUAUCAGGAAAAGAGCCAAUUGCAAAAAAUAAAGGGCUGUUGCCAACUGCACCAGAAAGGCGGUCCCUCAUUUCUAUAAUGUUAUCUGCUCUCCGAAGCUCCCCCAAUUCGACACAAAUGAACAGUUUAAAGGAAUGCAUAGACUGCAAUCUAAUGGAUUUAUAUCCAUAUGAUUGUGUAUAUAAGAUGGCCAUAUUGGCAAAGCAGUGUGUGGAAGAAGACCCCAUCUUGCGCCCAGAUAUGAAGCAAGUCGUAGUGACUCUCUCCCAGAUCUUGCUUUCUUCAAUGGAAUGGGAAUCUUCACUGGCAGGUAACAGUCAAGUCUUCAGUGGGCUUAAGCAUGGCAGAUGAUUGAACGCUUGGCCAGUAUCAUUCAUAUUAGAUUACUUCCAGUUUUUCACUGUAAGCCUUACUGUCUAUAUAAUAUAUAAAAAGGGUUUCAAAGAUCA
Molecule: messenger RNA, 3544 nt
Organism: Cryptomeria japonica (Japanese cedar)
Lineage: Eukaryota; Viridiplantae; Streptophyta; Pinopsida; Cupressales; Cupressaceae
Product: lysM domain receptor-like kinase 3
Exons: 11
Coding region: 1368-3446 (692 amino acids)
Biological process (GO): innate immune response; protein phosphorylation
Molecular function (GO): transmembrane receptor protein kinase activity; ATP binding
Source: RefSeq, a predicted model, not a curated record